Molecule: messenger RNA, 1407 nt
Organism: Cuculus canorus (common cuckoo)
Lineage: Eukaryota; Metazoa; Chordata; Aves; Cuculiformes; Cuculidae
Product: SRSF protein kinase 3
Exons: 11
Coding region: 45-1190 (381 amino acids)
Biological process (GO): protein phosphorylation; regulation of mRNA processing; spliceosomal complex assembly
Molecular function (GO): ATP binding; protein kinase activity
Source: RefSeq, a predicted model, not a curated record
UUCCCUCUGUCUCCUUGUGCCAGGAUCUGCUGUGUCGCUGGGCCAUGGAGGAGCGGGGGCAGGAGGAGGUGCUGGCAGCCCAGCAUGCAGGAGGCCACCACCCCGUGCGGGAAGGAGAGGUGUUCAAUACACGAUACCAGGCUCUGCACAAACUGGGCUGUGGUGCCUUUGCCACCGUCUGGCUGUGCCAGGACAUAAGGAGGAAGAAACAUGUGGCUGUAAAGAUCCUGAAAAGCAGGGAAGGCUUUGCUGAAGCUGCACAGGAUGAGGUCAUUCUCCUCCGCUGCGUGAGCAGUAUGAAGAAGAAGGACCGAGCAGGAGAAAACAUCGUCUGUUUGUUAGAUGACUUCAGAAUGAUUGGAGAGAACGGCUUUCAUAUGUGCUUGGUAUUUGAGGCGCUGGGUCCUCCCCUGCGAUGUCUGAUGAAUAACUACACAGCCCAGGGACUGCCUUUGCCUUUUGUGAAAAAGUCUUUACAGCAGGUGCUGGCAGGGCUGCACUUUCUGCACAAGCGCUGCCGCAUUAUCCACACGGACAUCAAACCAGAGAACAUCUUGCUGUGCGGACGUGACAAAAGCCUCCAAAGGCUUCUGCCUGAUGCGCUCAACUGCAGCCAGAGAACAGCUUUGAGGGUAACAGGACAAGGAGGUGAUUUUGGCAAUCAAUUGGAAGAAUCCAAUUUAAUGAGCAUAGAAGUGAAAAUUGCAGAUCUGGGCAGCGCAUGCUGGACAUACAAGCCUUUCUCCAAGGAGAUACAGACCCAACCGUACCGUGCCCUGGAAGUGCUUCUUGGAUUAGACUAUGGCACUCCUGCGGAUAUCUGGAGCAUAGGCUGUCUGGCAUUUGAAAUGGCAACUGGGGAGCGUCUAUUUGAUCCUCAACCUGGGAAAUACUUCUCCAGAGAUGAUGAUCAUGUUGCCCGUAUUAUUGAACUCCUGGGAAGAAUUCCUCCUCAAAUUGCUUUCUCCUGGAACAAGUCAACAAAAUUUUUCAGCAGGCCAGGCGCUCUCCUACGGCUCUCCCGGCUCUCCCCUCGCAGCCUCCACAGCGUCCUGGCAGACAGACACCGCUGGACAAAGCAUGACCUCGCCGCCUUCACCUCCUUCCUCCUGCCCACGCUUCACUACGCGCCCGAGCGCCGUUCCACGGCCUCCCGCUGCCUGCAGCACGCCUGGCUCAGCGCCCCGUGACCCAGCCCCGAGCCCCGGUGCCGGCUGCCCGCCCUUCUUCCCUCCCCCCUACGCCGCGCUGGCGGCCCUGGCGGGGACGGCCAUGACUGGGGGGGAAGGGGGGGCGGCGCCAAAAGAUGGCGGCGGCUCCCACAGCUGCUCGCCCGCCACGGCGUCUUCCCAGCGACCGGCAACAGAGCAGAGCAGCGCCGUGACGCAGCAUCGGCGCUCCACGAGG